Messenger RNA from Zeugodacus cucurbitae (melon fly), 542 nucleotides. RefSeq names its product adrenodoxin-like protein 1, mitochondrial (gene Fdx1). Bases 42 to 542 code for a protein of 166 amino acids. Gene Ontology annotation, biological process: positive regulation of oxidoreductase activity; P450-containing electron transport chain. Gene Ontology annotation, molecular function: 2 iron, 2 sulfur cluster binding. The record is from RefSeq and is a predicted model, not a curated record. The transcript has 4 exons. NCBI's taxonomy places the organism in Eukaryota, Metazoa, Arthropoda, Insecta, Diptera, Tephritidae. Gene Ontology annotation, cellular component: mitochondrion.
CAAAGAUCAGCUGUUUUAUAAUAACCUCAAAAACAAUUAAAAUGCUCCGUUUACUGUUGCGGCAAUUUAGAAACAUUUCACAUAAUUAUCCAUCCAUUCAACCCACGCCAACAUCAAGAUGGAUGCAUACAACUAAUACACUUCAACAUGGUGAAUAUGAAUGGCAAGAUCCCAAAUCGGACGAUGAAAUUGUUCGUGUUACGUAUAUCGACAAAGAUGGUAAACGCACGGAGGUCAAAGGAAAAGUUGGUGAUAACGUACUCUAUCUGGCACAUCGACACGGAAUCGAAAUGGAAGGCGCUUGUGAAGCAUCACUGGCGUGCACAACUUGUCAUGUAUAUGUAAUCGGAAAGCAUUACGAUCAAUUGCCUGAAGCGGAUGAAAAAGAAGACGACUUAUUAGAUAUGGCGCCAUUCUUACGAGAAAAUUCGCGUUUGGGUUGUCAAAUAGUAUUAACAAAGGAGUUGGAUGGUUUAGAAUUGCAGCUGCCAAGCGCAACACGAAAUUUCUACGUGGAUGGCCACAAACCCAAGCCACAUUGA